Molecule: messenger RNA, 826 nt
Organism: Chironomus riparius
Lineage: Eukaryota; Metazoa; Arthropoda; Insecta; Diptera; Chironomidae
Source: the annotation of a GenBank genome assembly
CUUGAAAUUAGAAGUCUUACGAGAAAGUUCUUUUUUACUUUGCUGAAAUUCAAUUAUCCAGACAGUAAAGAUGUUCUUAAAAAUUUCGUUUCUAAGUGUUUUGUUUGCUGUUGCUUUCUGCAUGCCACAAAAUAUUGAAAAAGAAUCGACAACCCAAAAAAUUGAAACUUCUUCAGUUGUGGCAAAUAAACCAGCAUAUAGUUCUCAAGCAGACAUAAAAAAGGAUAAAAAAAGUCAAGGCAAUUUGUCAAAUGUUUCUUUUGGAUUUUUACAAACAGUUAGAAAGGAAUGGAAAUGUGCAGAUGGGCAAUGUCAAGAGCAAACUACAAAGUGCAAAAAUGGGAAGUGUGAAUAUGUAGAAAAUCGUUUCAAAUCCAAUAACUAUCAACCUGAAGUUCCUCAACUUGCUCCUAUUCCAUUUCCAUCAUUCAACUUUGCAGAAUUUUUCAACUCAUUUGCUUUUCCAAAAGUUGACUUGGAAUCCUUUUUCAAUUUCGACAAUUUCGGAUUGAUGGAUUCAGUAGUUGAUACUAAAAACUCAGAUUAUUAUUUCACAGAUGCAAAAAUUAUUUCUUCAAAAUGCAAGAAUAAGGAAUGCGUAAUCAGCACUAAAAAUUGUACUAACGGUAAAUGUAAUGAAGUUUCUGAACGACGUAGCUUUUAGGAUGUGAAUUUUAUUUGCUGUUAAAAAUAAAGAAACCCCUAAAAUUAAAAACACAAUAUGUGACAUAUGUGACUAGUAACAACAAUUUCAUGCCUGUUUUUCAACAAAUAAUAAUAGAAGAAAAAAAAAAAUACACAGGAAUUGGUUAUAUAUUCUGUCACA